AUGGCCUCCCCUGCACUUGUGACGCUGCUGCACCUGACGACGGCCGCCAUCCAGAUCGGCAUGAACCUGAGUCCGGCGCCGGACAUGCUGCGCGUCCACCGACUCCAGACGACGGGGCAAAUGGCGCUGCUCCCGCUCGUGCUCAUGUGCUUCAACAACUGGCUCUGGUUGCUCUACGGGCUGCUCACGGGGAGUAUCUUCCCGCUGUGCGCCGCGGCGCUGGCUGGCGAGAUCGCGGGGCUGAUCUUCACGGCCGUCUACUACCGCUGGGCUCGCAACACGCUGGAGGCGCGCCGGACCUGCGGCACCGCCUUCCUCGGGAUGGCACUCGUCACGCUGUACGUGCUGCUUGGGGUCGCCGGCAAGACGGGUCAAACGUUCGACCAACUCGUGCAGACGCUGGGCUACGUGGGCGCGGCCAUCAACAUCUCCAUGUACGCGUCGCCGCUGGCCACCAUCAAGGUGGUGCUGGAGACCAAGUCGUCGGCGUCGCUGCCUAUCAACCUGUGCUGCAUGAUCUGCCUCAACUGCUGCAUGUGGGUGGCCACGUCCAGCGUGGACGGCGACAUGUUCGUGCUCAUCCCAAGCGUCAUCGGCCUCGUGUUCAGCGGUGUGCAGCUCCCGUUGUACUUCAUCUACCGCCCCACGAACCCCUACAUGGACCUGGAUGCCCAGCUGGAAGAAGGCUACGGCGCCACGGCCCCCAAGACUAUCGACAGUGUCCACAUCGACACGGACAGCGUGUUGCCCGCCACCUACCGCGUCGUGCGCCCGUCGCGCGUGGCGCGCCUGGCAGGCUACAAGUACCAGCGCGCGGAAGGAACGCCGCUGGCGAUGUCCUUCUCGGGUACGGAGAAGAGCCCGCGGGUCGACCUCGAGAUGCAGCCGAUGGCCAUGACCCCCAUCGCAGCCUAA
This is a messenger RNA of Phytophthora sojae, 915 nucleotides long. RefSeq lists its product as hypothetical. NCBI's taxonomy places the organism in Eukaryota, Oomycota, Peronosporomycetes, Peronosporales, Peronosporaceae. Gene Ontology annotation, cellular component: membrane. Gene Ontology annotation, biological process: carbohydrate transport. Gene Ontology annotation, molecular function: sugar transmembrane transporter activity. The coding region runs from base 1 to 915 and encodes 304 amino acids. The transcript has 2 exons. The record is from RefSeq and is a predicted model, not a curated record.